Molecule: messenger RNA, 1266 nt
Organism: Fibroporia radiculosa
Lineage: Eukaryota; Fungi; Basidiomycota; Agaricomycetes; Polyporales; Fibroporiaceae
Exons: 9
Coding region: 1-1266 (421 amino acids)
Molecular function (GO): molybdenum ion binding; catalytic activity; pyridoxal phosphate binding
Source: RefSeq, a predicted model, not a curated record
AUGGCGAGUGUGAAUCAGAUGUCCUAUUGGAUGUCUACUGCUUCCGAUAUUGUCACAAGACAAUGGCACCUCUUCCUGCCUAUCGCGAUACUCUUCUCUUCAGUCAUCUUCCUUGGCUGGAGGUCAUCGCUGAUUGAAGGAAACGAAGACAAUUCUGACUCUAACAACACCGUUGCAGAGAUCAUGGACAAAGAAUACGUGACAGAAGUGCCUUUCCACGUCGGUGAGGUGCGCGUUUCGAGGAUUUUCGUACAUCCCAUUAAAAGCUGCCGCGGGACGUCAGUGUCGGAGGCUCGUUUUACACCUACAAGUCUCGAGAGCGGGUGCAAUGUUUCCAGCAACAUCGGCCUAAACAGCGUUCACCAGAAUGACCGAAAGUGGUGUAUUGUCGACGCCCAAACUAAUGCUAUCAUCACCGCGAGAGAGUUCCCCAAGAUGGUACUCAUCAUUCCACGGCUUGAUGUCGAUUCCUCUUCACCGCACGGUGGAAACCUCACUAUAUCUUUCCCGAAAGAAUCGGGAUGUUCGGAAUUCAAAGUGCCUAUUGCGCCGACACCUGAUAUGCUUCGCAAGUGGGAGGUACUAGAGGAUUGCAAGAUGCACAGGAUCUUUGUCAUGGAUGGAUAUAUCUCCCAGUCUAUCUCCUCAUCUCCGGACACACCCACCAAGACACUGUCCAAAUACUUCGGCAAGCCGGUGCAUCUACUGAUGAAAGGCCCGACUCCGCGUGAAUGUCCCCCGACUAGUGCAUUCCCCGACCUCAAGGCGACCGCCUUAUAUGCUGACGCGUAUCCUCUGCUCGUUGCAAGCGAAGAAAGUCUUUCCGAGUUCCAGAGAAUAGUACAAGGAUUUGCAAGUAAAGGGAAAGAGGCCGCUAUUGGUGGCUUAGAUCACGGACGAUGGAGCAAAGGCAAGGUCGAGAUGGAGCGAUUCCGUCCUAACAUCGUCUUGAAAGGUGCAGGAGUGCCUUUUGCUGAAGACUUCUGGCGUACCGUCGUCCUCCAUUCAUCCAAUUCAACCGCCAACUCGGAGCUUACGCUCCUUUCUAAGUGUACACGGUGUUUGCUUCCAAACGUCGAUGUUCAUACCGGUGUUCGGGACGCAGCAGUUCCCUUAAAGGUUUUGUUGAAGUUCCGCAUGGGCAAGGAUCGGGAGAAUAUGAAAGCGGCGUGCUUCGGAUGCAAUGGGAUGCUGGACAAGACCGGAGUCGUGAAAGUUGGUGACCUCGUGACGAUCAAAGAAUGGACAGAUCUGGAGGGUGUAUGA